Linum trigynum is the source of this 1906-nucleotide messenger RNA. Lineage: Eukaryota; Viridiplantae; Streptophyta; Magnoliopsida; Malpighiales; Linaceae. The record is from the annotation of a GenBank genome assembly.
CCCCGCCCCACAAAACUACAAAGCACCAAAGACCUCGAAACAACUAAACUAAGCUAUUUGCAUGGAGUUCGCGUCCACGAUCUUCAUCUACACUUUCUGCCUCUUCCUCUCUUACCACUUCCUCGUGAAAAUCUUAAAACCAAUCGUCGUCAACAACAACAACGACGACGACGAGGAGAAUCCGAAGCUCCCACCGGGGAAAAUGGGAUGGCCUUACCUGGGCGAAACCCUCCAACUCUACUCCCAACAUGACCCGAACCUCUUCUUCGCCACAAGGAAGAAGAGCUACGGGGACGUGUUCAAGACCAGCAUCCUGGGCUGCCCUUGCGUCAUGCUGGCCAGCCCGGAUGCGGCCCGGUUCGUGCUGGUCACCGCUGCCCAUCUCUUCAAACCCACGUACCCCAAAACCAAAGAAAUGCUCAUCGGGAAGUCGGCUCUCUUCUUCCACCAGGGUGAUUACCACUCUCGCCUGAAAAAGCUCGUCCAUGCCUCGCUUUCUCCGCACCGCCGCCUCCGCCACCUCACCCCUCGCAUCCAGUCCUUAGCCCUCUCUUCUUUGCACUCCCUCGUCGCCUCCUCCGCAGUCGUCUCCACCUUCCACGAGCUGAAAAAGUAUUCGUUCGACGUCGCCGUUCUGGCCGUCUUCGGAGAAGUAGUGGACGGCCGUUGCAAGCGAGAGUUGAGCCGUAACUACGGAAUAGUGGAGAAGGGCUACAAUUCUUUCCCCAACAGAAUCCCAGGGACGGCUUACCACGGGGCUGUCUCGGCGAGGAAGCGGCUGGGGGAGAUUGUGCGCGAGAUAAUAAUAAUAACGAGGGAUCGGCGGAAUAAGGAGAAGAAAAGUAGUAGUAGCGUUGAAAAGGAGGGCUUGCUGGGACAGCUGCUCGAUUUCAAGGACGGGGAGGGUGGAACGUUGACCGACGAGGAGAUCGCCGACAAUAUCAUCGGGGUUGUGUUCGCGGCGCGGGACACUACGGCUAGCGUGUUGACUUGGGUGCUUAAGUUCCUCGCCGACGACCACAACCUACUCCAAGCCGUCAAGGCGGAGCAAAUUGCGAUUUAUGAAGCCAACGAGGGAGGCGGGGAGUGCUUAACAUGGGGACAGAUCAGGAAUAUGCCUCUUACGUAUAGGGUGAUUAUGGAGAGCUUGAGGAUGGCCAGUAUCAUAUCAUUCACAUUCAGAGAAGCAGUAGCUGAUGUGGAAUACAAAGGGUACUUGAUACCAAAAGGGUGGAAAGUGAUGCCACUGUUCAGGAACAUUCAUCACAGCCCAGAAUUUUUUCCUGAUCCACAAAAAUUUGACCCUUCUAGAUUUGAGGUUCCUCCAAGGCCCAAUACAUUCAUGCCAUUUGGGAAUGGAUCGCACGCUUGCCCAGGAAACGAACUUGCCAAACUUGAAGUCCUCAUCUUCCUCCAUCACCUUCUUACCAAUUUCAGGUGGGAAGUGGCGGGGAAGGCAAAUGGAGUUCAAUAUAGUCCAUUCCCUGUACCUCUAGAAGGGUUGCCCGCUAGAUUUUGGAAAGAGCCACUUUCAUCAUCAACCCCUCUAAAGCACAGCUGCAACCCCUUCUAAUUUGUCACUUAACCGUACACCUUUUAAUAUUUUCUUCUCCUAAUUGUAUUUGAUAUGGAAAAUCUCGCUGAUGCAAAACUCAUUAUAAUCUUUGAGUUUCAUGAUUAUCGCAGUGUACAGUAUUAGAAUGUCAAAAAAGUAUAUAGCCGCAAAACAAAGCUGGGAACAACUCUCUGUAGUAAUCAGUAAUCACACUCGCCAAAGAGAUGGAUUAUUUUAGCCAUGGUUACAGAGAUUACAAUGGAAAGGAGCUAGAAAAUCCCAUUGACUCAUCUUCUUCUUUGUUCGAAUCUUUUCCUCUAACAAUCAGCCAAAUCAAAAAUCCAUUUCAUG